Molecule: messenger RNA, 4104 nt
Organism: Volvox carteri f. nagariensis
Lineage: Eukaryota; Viridiplantae; Chlorophyta; Chlorophyceae; Chlamydomonadales; Volvocaceae
Exons: 20
Coding region: 1-4104 (1367 amino acids)
Biological process (GO): microtubule cytoskeleton organization; tubulin complex assembly; post-chaperonin tubulin folding pathway
Molecular function (GO): beta-tubulin binding; GTPase activator activity
Source: RefSeq, a predicted model, not a curated record
AUGGUGCUGGUGUGGCUGCAGCCAGCUGCCAGCCGGCUGGCUGGGAGGGGCCUCGCUCGUGAGCUUUACAAAUACCAGGAGCAGUCGCAGCUUCUAGAUGCCUAUCUAGAAAGCAUUGUUGUACCGCUGGCGACCCUGCUGCGCCGGCAGGCGCUACAGCAGCAGGACCAAAGCCUGCAUCGCGUGCUGGGCACUUGUCGGCUGCUCAACGUACUCGUUGUGGUUCGCGGCUACAAGACCGUGGUGCGCUUCUUUCCCCAUGAGGCCGCGGACCUGGAGCGCGUUGUGGACAUUCUGUGCGCAGUACGAGCGCAGCAGCCGCGCGACGCAGAGGGGGGCAUCGCGCUGUGGGAAGCGCAAACAAUUCUGCUGCUGUGGCUGUCCAUACUCAUCCUCAUCCCGUUUGACCUUGCCACCCUGGACAGCAGCACAGCCGCCCCGGGUGGAGAAGCUGACAAGAUCUUGCCGUACACGCCCCUGGUGGGCCGCAUCCUGAACCUGUGCCAGGAGUACCUGCACCACCCAGGGGGUGUCCGGGAGAUGGCGGCGGUGGUUCUUGGUCGGCUGCUCACCCGGCCUGACAUGGGUUCAGCCAUGGCGGAGUUCCUGGAGUGGUGUCCUGGCGCGGUUGGGGGGGUGGACCCCCUGAGGCAGCCCUUCCUGCUGCCGGGCAUCAUGCAGGCGCUCUGCUGCGCCUUCAAGCUGGGUCAACGGGACCGGUUACUGCCCUUCGCAUCGCGGGCCUGGGCACUGGCGCACUCUCUGGCGGGUUUUGGCGGCAGCGGGUCCAAACCGACCCACGGGUCGGGAUCUGGGUCGGAUCAGAACGCGCUGGCUCGCAAGCUGACUGUGAAGCUGGUGACCCGCAUUGGGCUGACGUUUUUGAAGCCCCGUGUAGCGCCUUGGAGAUAUGUGCGGGGAGGAGCCAGCUUGGACGUGACGUUGGGGCCCUCCGCCCGCUCUGGGGCUGCCUUAGGCGCUGUACUCCUAGGGCAGCUGGGCCAAUGGACGUGCCAGACAGAGCAACUUCUGGAUGGAGGCGCUACUGGUGGUGGUACGGCGGAAGGGGAUGAUGAUGAUGAGGAGGAGGAGGAGAUUGAGAUUGUUGAGGAGGUUGAGGAGGUGGUUGACGUGUUGCUUCAGUCCUUGCGCGACAAAGACACGGUGGUCCGCUGGAGCGCCGCAAAGGGAGUGGGGCGAGUCACGGGCUGCUUGCCCCGGGAGCUGGGGGAUGAGGUAGUGGAGGGCGUCAUGCAGCUGUUUGGACCCACGGAGCUGGACAGCUCUUGGCAUGGCGGCUGUCUGGCCCUGGCCGAGCUGGCUCGCCGCGGCUUGCUGCUGCCGAACCGCCUGGCGCGCUUGGUUCCCCUCAUCGCCUCCGCGCUGGGGUACGACGUACGGCGCGGGCCGCACAGCAUCGGGGCGCAUGUGAGGGACGCGGCGGCGUACGUCUGCUGGGCAUUUGCACGUGCGUACGACCCGCAGCUCCUGGAGGGCAGUGUUACGUUGUUGGCCUCCUCGCUGCUCACCCUGGCCUGUUACGACAGGGAGGUCAACUGCAGACGUGCCGCCGCCGCCGCUUUCCAGGAGGCCGUGGGUCGCCUGGGUAACUUCCCCCACGGCAUCGCCCUGCUCACCGUGGCGGACUACUUCUCAGUGGGCAUAGCACAACAAGCCUACCUGCGAGUGGGCCCUCAGGUGGCCGCCAUAGGGCCCGAGUACCGCACCCCCCUGGCCACCCACCUCGUCAAGGUGAAGGCUAGGCACUGGGAGAAGAGCCUGAGAGAGCUGGCGGCGAGGGCGGCAGCGGCGCUGGUGCCGUACCAUGCGUCGUACUUUGCAGGGCCGGCACUGGACGAGCUGCUGCCUGCGUGCCUGAACGAGCAGCUGGAGGUCCGCCACGGCGCAGUAGUGAUGGUGGCGGAGCUGCUUCCCGCGCUAGCAGCAGCAGCAGCCUCUGCUUCGGCCUCCGAAACCAGCACCGCCGCCAGCUGCUCCUCCCCCCCCUGCUGGCCCCUGGUUCCGGAGCGCCAGGCCGCUGUGGCGGGUCUGGUUCCCGCCAUUGAUAAGGCCCGGUUGUACCGGGGCAAGGGCGGCGAGGUGAUGCGGGAGGCGGUGGGUCGGCUGGUGGAGCGGUGCGCGGGGGUGGGGCUGGAGCUCAGUGCCCAACAACAUGCCAAGGUGCUGGAGACUUUGGACGAGAACCUUCGCCAUCCACAGCAGUACAUACAGACGGGCGCGGUGGCGGCAGUUCGGGCGUACGCCAGGGCCUACCUGGCCGGCGACCCACGGGCCGCCGCUGCCUUCCGCACCCGAUACCAGGACGCCUACCUCACCCGGCUGCACGACCCCAAUGUGGCUGUACGGCGGGGCUACAGCCUGGCUCUGGGCUCUCUGCCUGCUCAGCUACUGCGGCCAGUGCUGGAGGAGGCGGUGGACGCGCUGGUUGACGGCUGUGUGCCCGAGGAGGACAUUGACGAGCGCGAUGUGGAGAGCAGGGUCAACUGCACCCGGGGCCUGGGUCUCCUUGUUGAGACUAUGUUUGCUGAGAGCGGCAGUGGCGCUGUGGGGCCCUGCAGGGAGGCGGCCGAGGUGCUGCAGGACAGGGUUCUGCCUUGCCUGUGCGCUUCCCUGGAGGAUUACACCACUGACAACCGGGGCGAUGUGGGCAGUUGGGUGAGGGAGGCGGCGAUGGGGGUGUUGGCGGCGGUAGUGUCGCUGCUGGCGAGGUGCUACUGUAACGGAGACAAGGGCGCGGGACAAAGCCGCGAUGGCGGAAGCGGCGGCGGCGGCGGCGGCGGCGGCGACGGCACGCCUGAUAAGGACUCGGAACUCGGCCGGGAGCUGACGAAGAUUGCCGGGAACGCCAUGGGGCUUUUGCUGCGCCAGUCGGUGGAGCGGAUAGGUCGUGUACGGGAGUGUGCUCUGCGUCACGUGGGUUUGCUGCUAGCGGAUGUCAGCCUGACGCCGUUCAUCCCCGCCGCGGUGCGUGUGGCGGCCGCCGUCAAAUCGGCGGCGGGCGCAGCGGACGCCGGCGGCGUGGCGGCGUCACUAGAGGCGCUUCAGCGUAUAGUUGUACAGCUGCUGGACGAGCCAUCGUACACGGGGCCGCUGCUUGAAGGCCUUGUGGCCAGCAUCGGCGGCGUCGAUAACUCCCUUGCCAAGGUGGCAUCGGCGGCGCUGCUGGAGGCUCUGGCGGCGGCGCCUCGCCAUGGCGGCGGCGACGGCGAUCCAGCUGCCGUCGCUGACGGCGCCACUGGCAGCGGCCAGUCGUUACCACCGUCGGUGCAACCGUCAACGUUUACGGCAGUGGCGGGCCAUCUUCUUGACAUCUGGUCCCGCCACGCCAAGUCUCCUCGUCUUGCAACACCGCUUCUGCGGACCGCACUGUUGCUAGUCACCAAGGCAGCGGACGUGGCGGAGGUACAACUGCCGCGGCCGCCACCUCCACAGGCAGCGGCAGCAGCCAUAUCAGAGCCGCCGUCGGCGCCGCCGCCGUCGUCGUCGUCGUCGUCGUCUUCAUCCUCCCCCGCGUGUUGCUCUCGCCUCGUGGAUCAUCUCGUUGAGGUGGUACGUGCGGAGACUCGGGGCUGUGCUGACGUUGCGCGCCUGGUGGACGCCGGUACGCUUCUCUGUCACUUGGUGCCGUACGGCGGCCACUGUCGUACGUCAGCUUUGCAGGGCCUGAUGGUGCUGCUCUGCAGCAGGUACCCCAAGGUCCGUCGCAACACUGCGGAGCAGCUCUAUCUGCAGCUGCUCGCUUUGGACUCCUCGUCCGCCGUAUCUACCGCAGGAGCCGCCACUACAACGACCACUAAUGGGUCUGACGCUGAGUCCGCAGCGGGGUUGACGGCGGCGGCGUCGUCAGGAGGUCCUCCUUCCCUGGAGCAGGUGGCGGAGGCGGCUUGCGACCUGCUGCUGCUGACCUCCUGGGAGGGGGACCUGGAUGCGGCCAAGGCAGCUAGGGACGAGCUGGCGGCGCUUGUGGGCGUUACGGUGCCCAAGAUGAAGGCGCAGGCGGCGGCUGGACGGGUGGCGGCGGUGGCGCGGGACGAGAACGCGUCAUACCAGGCACUGCUGGAUGAUUUUGCUCGUGGUUACUGA